Molecule: messenger RNA, 1328 nt
Organism: Centruroides sculpturatus (bark scorpion)
Lineage: Eukaryota; Metazoa; Arthropoda; Arachnida; Scorpiones; Buthidae
Product: WD repeat-containing protein 55-like
Exons: 8
Coding region: 112-1176 (354 amino acids)
Molecular function (GO): protein binding
Source: RefSeq, a predicted model, not a curated record
AUCUAAUUCAGAUGGCGCUGUUGAGCUUUAUCUAUGCCUACGAAAGAAAGGUCGGAACACGUGUAUAUCAUGGUGCAAUAGACAGAUUCGAAAUUUUAUAAUUUCAUCAUCAUGAGCGAUUCCGAUUCUAUCGAUACGGAUGUAGAAGAGACUGUGUGUGAAAGAUUGGAAAAUGGAGAUGGGAAAGCUCCAAAUGACAUUGAAUUUGACGAUGUUGUUGUCGACAUCUCACUUCAUCCGUCGAAAGAUGUUAUUGCUGCUGGAACAAUGGAUGGUGACAUUUUUGUAUAUUCCUAUUCAGAAGAGGGUCCAAAUCACGAAUUAAUAACAUUAAACCAUCACAAGAAAUGUUGUCGAGCUUUGAGUUUCUCUCAUGAUGGUAAUCUUUUGUUCAGCACAUCCAGAGACAAAUCAAUAAAAAUAGUCGACAUGAAUGCAGGGUCAUUGAGUCACAAAAUAAUCAAAGCCCACGAAUCUCCUAUAUAUUGUUUACUACCUAUUGAUGAUUAUUUGUUAGCCACAGGUGAUGAUGAUGGAAAUUUUAAGGUUUGGGAUUUUCGACGGAAAACAGCCAUUAUGGAAAACAAACAGUGUGAAGAAUACAUUAGUGACAUGGUUAUAGAUGAACAACGUAGAAUAAUAGCAGCUACAAGUGGUGAAGGUACGCUCACAGCAUUCAAUGUACGUGCCAGAAGGAUGGAGCUACAAUCUGAACUGUUUGAUUCUGAAUUUCUGUCUGCCGCUGUUGUAAAAAAUGGCAGAAAAGUAUUAGUAGGAACCGGAGAAGGAGCCAUUAAUAUAUUUAAUUGGGGAGAAUGGGGAAACAUUAGUGAUCGUUUUCCAGGUCAUCCAGAAUCAGUAGAUAGAAUAAUUGCUAUAAAUAACAAUAUAGUAUGUACUGGAUCAAGUGAUGGUAAAAUCAGGGCUAUGCACAUGUUUCCUCAUAGGUUUCUAGGAAUUGUUGGAGACCAUGAAGAUUUUCCAAUUGAAAGCUUGAGUGUGUCUAACAAUAGAAAAUAUUUGGCCAGUUGUUCACAUGACCAAACAGUUAAAUUUUGGAACAUUUCCUCUCUAGAAAAUGUGCUGGAACAUCCAAAUGAAAAAGGGAAAAGAAGGAAAACAGAUUAUCUGUCUUCAUCUAAAAGAACAGACUUCUUUGCAGACCUGGUUGAAUAAAAACUGUUUAUUUAACAACGAAUGUGAUACAAGCUUACGAGUUUAAAAAAAUACUACAUGGGAAUACUGUCGACCAAUUUUAUAAAAAUGAAAAGUUGGCAGAUUCGGAAUGUCUUAAAUAAAUAUAUAAAAAAACUAUAUUACAUUUGGAU